GGCCGCGUGCUGGCGCCGCAGCGGCAGCGGGCGGGUGCGGGGAGUGGCGGCCCGGGAGACGCGGCCUGCGGACUGCGCGUGCGAGACUCGAGCGGACGUGGGACCACGAAAACAGGAUGCGUCUCACGACCAGCCUCAGCCCAGCCGGUGGCCAGAGUUCGAGCUGACCUCUUAAGUUCACCCUGCGUGACCCGGUGACCGGCCCGCCAGCCCAGCUUCUCUGGAGUAGCAAGGACCACCCCGCGGGCUGGGCGGAGCUGGGGACAGAGACCCCCUUCUCAAGCAGAGCUCUCUCCAUUGCGUCAGGGAGAACGAGCGCCGCUACUUGCAGUCCACUGAGCCGUCUUGCAGGACGCAACGGUGCCGCAAUGAAUGCACUCGUCUGAACCAAGUCAAGCGACGGACAGCACCGGCGUUUUGAAGCGAACAGAACCAUCUGCGAUUGAAGGCGGGCCGGACCGAAGUGAGCGCAGCGCGUGCGGCUGAAGUGGCAGGGCCGUCCCGCAGCGGACAGUCUCGCCUCGGCGGGCAGCUGCGAACGGCCGGCCGUCUGGCGAGGCGGCGCGACGAUGGCGGCCAUCUGGUGCCCUCUGGCUGUGUUGCUGCUCUGCUGGGGCGCGCCGGCACGCGCCGGCUGGCAGGACAACCUGUCGCCGCGCAGAUACGUCCGUUUCGAUGCGGACGACACGGCAUCGUUUCAAAGCAACCACAGCGACGGCGACUUCUUCCGCAUCCUGCUGAGGGAGGAGAGCUUCAUCAUCGUGGGAGCAAGGGAAGCGGUGUACAACCUGAGCCUGACUGACCUGAGUCUAGUGCGGAAGCUGAGCUGGGCGUCUAACGCAUCCACCGUGGAGCUAUGCCGCCUCAAGGGAAAGCCGCCGGUGCAGUGCCAGAACUACAUCCGCAUCCUCGCGAAGACUGAAGACGGUGGCCUGCUGGUGUGCGGUACGAACGCCUUCAGCCCGAAGUGUCGGCACUACAGGAUCGCGGAGGGCGACUACGAGCGGCCGUCGCGGCUGGAGAAGCGGGGGGUGGGCCUCUGCCCCCACUCGCCGGUACACAACAGCACCAGCACCUACGUCGACGGCCAGCUGUACGUGGGCACGGCGGCCGACUUCUCCGGACAGGACGCGCUGAUCCUGCGGGACCGACUGCGCACCGACAAGUGGGAGACGGUCGACCUGGACGAUCCACAUUUCGUCAACUCAUUUGCCCUGGGCGAGCACGUGUAUUUCUUUCUGCGUGAAAAAGCGGUGGAGCACAUCAACUGUGGAAAGCGGGUGUACUCGCGCGUGGCGCGCGUGUGCCGCCAGGACAGCGGCGGACCGAACCGGUUCAAGCACGCCUGGACGUCUUACGUCAAGACUCGUCUGAACUGCUCGGUGGGCGGCGACUUCCCCUUCUACUUCGACGAGAUCCAGGCCGUCUCGGACGUCGUGCAGAGCAGCUACGGCGGGGACCAGAACCGCUUCGUGUACGGCGUGUUCAGCACGGCGCCGAACGCCAUCGGCGGCUCGGCGGUCUGCGCGUUCCGGCUGCAGAGCGUGCUGGACGCGUUCGCCGGCCCGUUCAAAGAGCGCGCCUCGCUCAACUCCAACUGGCUGCCUGUGCCGGCCAGCAGGGUGCCGGAGCCGAGACCCGGCCAGUGCGUCAACGACUCCAAGGCGCUGCCGGACGUGACGCUGAACUUCGUGCAGGCGCACCCCCUGAUGGACGAGGCGGUGGGGGCGUUCUUCGGGGGACCGAUCUUGACACGGACCAGCACCAGGUACCGGUUUUCGGCGGUGGCCGUGGACCCGCGUGUGAGGACGCUAGGCGGAGGCGCAGCCGGCCACCACGUGGACGUCAUCUUCGUCGGUACAGACAACGGCCGCGUGAUCAAGGCGUUCAACAGCGACCAGCGCAGGGCCUCGCCGGUGGUGAUUGAGGAGAUCCAGGCGUUCCCCACCACGGACCCUGUGCGAGGGAUACACGUGAGUCGCGCCGGCCAGCCGCGCCUGGUGGCCAGCUCCGACACGCAGGUCAUCUCCAUCCCCCUGGACCGCUGUCACGCCGACAAAAUCACUAUCUGCAGCGAGUGCGUGGCGCUGCAAGACCCGUACUGUGCCUGGGACCAGCGGCGUAUGCGCUGUGCAGCCGUCGGGCCCGAGUCGCACACGAGGUCGGACCUGGUGCAGAGCGUGCUGGACGGCGUGUCGCCGCGAUGUCCCCAACGGCCGGCUCUGACGCGGGACCAGCUGGCACCGGACCAGCGGCCCGACGACGAGUUCGGCCACGAGCAGCCCCUCUCCUUCCAGUCGGAGGCCGGCCUGGGACGCCACGACCGGCCGCGGUCCGGCUACCCGGGGCACGGCGCAGCAGGUGAUCGGGAGCCGACAGAUGGCGCCGUGGUCUCGGCGGAGACGCUCGGCCUGGUGGUGGCCGCCACGGCCAUCUCGGCACUGGCACUGGGCUUCGCGGCCGGCCACUGCUGCGCCCGCCGCUGCCGCAAGGACGACGUCAAUCUGCCGUACGCUGACACCGACUACACGUACUUUGACCAGCGGCAGGCCGGCGGCACCAGGCUGAACCACGACCCAGCGCUGAUGGGGGAGGAGGUGACGUACUCGGAGCCCGUCCUCAUCCCGACCAACAACAUGGUGUCCACCCUGAAGAAGCACCAGCAGGACGCCUCCAUCAUUCCUCUGCAGUACACAGAGGGCCGGGACGGUCCGCCGCUGUCGCUGCCGAUGCGCCACCAGCUGUCGGACGAGCGAGGUGGGCCGCCGCUCUCGCUCCGCGGUGAGCCGUACGGCACACACCGUCAGCUGCGGUCUCGCACCCUGCCCACGGCCGACCCAGGCCUAGGAGAGGAGCUGGCGCAUCGGUUGAAUUCCCCUGGCCACCAGGACACACCCAUCAAUGAAGCAUACGGCACCGCGCGGAGCACCCGGCGAGUUUACCUUUGAAUGCCACCACAAGAUGGCAGCAGCGCAAUACUUCGGCUUUUGCGAUCCAGGAGCGAGGACGCAGUGCAGAUGCAUUGCCUGUUGUGUUUUGGUACGAAAAGACGUUUUUCUUCGCUCGGGGCGCACCGUUCCGGUAGCAAUGUAGUACCGCACGCGAGAAUGAGGAGACAGUCUAGUCGAUAGAUGAUUGGCACAAACUGCCUGUGAACGGAGCGAUGCCAGCGGAAAAGCUAAACUUGUAGCUUGUCAGUGCGCCCUUUACCUGAUGGAGACUCCAUACAGGAUCGAGCCGGCCGGGCACGCUGCAGACAGCCGUUUUAUAGCCGCGUGCGAGCGCGCCUCUACGGCCCACGAGAGUGCACAGGUUGUAGGCAUGUAUCGUCUCUGUCACGAGACCGCUAGGACCGCAUUGCGCGAACGCAUGCGUACAUUGUAUAGGGUGAUUUUAUAUUGGCUUGUACUCGUGGUAGUCCUUCCCUUCCGGCUGAAAUUCUGGUGCGAAGGGCCACUCGUCGCUAUGCUGAAAAUACCCUCGCCAUCGUUCGUCCUGGCGCGCAUUCUCUCCUCGUCCCAGCGCGGGCUUUAUCCACGCGCGCCGGACGCUGACGAGCGGGGCGCGCCGAGCACAGCCGACCACCGCCCGCUAUCGGAGGCGGGGUCAGGCCGGCGGCGAGCGCCAGCCCACUGAGUCGUCUGCAGGGUCCGGCUCGGGGCAUGACCCGGCGGCUCGG
Pollicipes pollicipes is the source of this 3679-nucleotide messenger RNA. RefSeq names its product semaphorin-1A. The record is from RefSeq and is a predicted model, not a curated record. Bases 570 to 2948 code for a protein of 792 amino acids. Gene Ontology annotation, cellular component: plasma membrane. The transcript has 21 exons. Gene Ontology annotation, biological process: semaphorin-plexin signaling pathway; positive regulation of cell migration; neural crest cell migration. Lineage: Eukaryota; Metazoa; Arthropoda; Thecostraca; Pollicipedomorpha; Pollicipedidae. Gene Ontology annotation, molecular function: chemorepellent activity; semaphorin receptor binding.